Conger conger (European conger) is the source of this 2479-nucleotide messenger RNA. It is a transcript of the gene fbxo32, whose product is annotated as F-box protein 32. Bases 146 to 1210 code for a protein of 354 amino acids. The transcript has 9 exons. Lineage: Eukaryota; Metazoa; Chordata; Actinopteri; Anguilliformes; Congridae. Gene Ontology annotation, biological process: protein ubiquitination. Gene Ontology annotation, molecular function: protein binding. Gene Ontology annotation, cellular component: SCF ubiquitin ligase complex; cytoplasm; nucleus. The record is from RefSeq and is a predicted model, not a curated record.
UGCGCGCAGAACACACUGGAGAAGUCAUCAAACGUAGACCAGGAAAAGACAGCAAAAAUUAUUUUAUUAGUAGCACUCAGUGCAAACAUUUUUCAUUUUUAAUUAUUAGCAAUUUUACUGUUUUGUUCAGGACAUAUUUUCGAAAAUGCCAUUUCUUGGACAAGACUGGAGAUCGCCUGGGCAGAGCUGGGUAAAAACAGAGGAAGGCUGGAAAAGAUUUUCAGACGAUAAAAAUAACAAUGCCACUGAGUCGAAGAGCUACUGCAAAGAUGAGGAGUUCUACAAAGAAAACCUGUUGCUUGCCAUGAGUUAUGACAUGGCUGCAAAGAAGCGCAAGAAGGACCUUCUAAACUACAACACAAAGAUUCCUUACUUCCAUAAAGACAAAUGGAUAUAUGUGCACAAAGCAAGCACCAAAGAGCGGCAUGGAUAUAGUACGCUGGGGGAGGCCUUUAACAGGCUGGACUUCUCCAGUGCCAUCAUGGACUCCAGACGAUUCAAUUACGUUGUGAGGCUGCUGGAGCUGAUCGCCAAAUCCCAACUGCCAUCGCUGAGUGGAGUGGCACAGAAGAACUACAUGAACAUUCUGGAAAAAGUAGUGCAGAAAGUGCUGGAGAACCAGCAGAACGUGCGGCCCAUUAAGGAGCUCCUGCAGACGCUCUACGUGUCCCUCUGCAGCCUGGUGCAGGACAUGGGCAAGUCCGUGCUGGUGGGCAACAUCAACCUGUGGGUAUACCGCAUGGAGAGCAUCCUGCUGUGGCAGCAGCAGCUGGACAACAUCCAAAUCAACAGGCCCACCAGCAAGGGGAUGACACUAACUGACCUGCCUGCAUGCCUGCAGCUGAACAUUAUGCAGAAGCUGUCGGACGGGCGCGACCUGGUCUGUCUGGGUCAGGUGUGUCCUGACCUCAAUGCCCUCACGGAGGACCGCCUGCUGUGGAAGAGACUGUGCCAGUAUCACUUUACUGAGAGACAGAUCCGAAAGCGUCUGAUAAUAUCAGACAAGGGCCACCUGGAGUGGAAGCGGAUGUAUUUCAAGCUGUGCCGCUGUUACCCCCGCAAGGAGCAGUACAGCGACACACUGCAGUUCUGCACUCACUGCCACAUCCUCUUCUGGAAGGACACAAACCACCCUUGCACAGCCAACAAUGCAGAGAGUUGCUGUAUCCCGGUGUCUCCUCAGGGCUUCAUCAACCUCUUCAAGUACUGAUAGGUCCUCAGGCACUGCCUUGUACAUAGUGUUCAUAGUGCAAUGGAUUCCUGGAUGUCUUGAGAUGGGUUGGGGGUGGGGGGGGACUGAACCAUGUGUAAAUUUCACAAGGGAGUUAAGGAUCUGGGGCUUUUUUGGCUUGAAAGAAAAUGAAUGUAAUGCAGAUGGUCAAAGUAUAUUGUUUGAUUGAUUAUGGGUAUCAAAACUGGAGACAUUUGGGCAUUCUUUCAAGAACCUUGUAGUCAAAGCCAUUAAAAAAACAAAACAGCCGCAAUGAAAAUUGGUAUUGGAUUUACCAGUGUGCAGUUACUGUGUGAUCUUAUACGUUUGACAACCCUGUUAAAAGUACUUAAAAUGUUUUGUUUUUCUGAGUUUUCUUAAGUUGAAUGAAAAUUGAAAAAACAGAAGGUAGCAUGAAUUUAUACAUUUUGAAGGUAGAACUGGAAGUGAUAUGAACUUUGCAUGGUUUUGUAAGUUAAGAUUGCAAUUAGGUUUGUGGGAUCUCGGAGCUGAUUUUGAAUAAUUUUUAGAAUGCCCUCUGACUACAUGAAUGUCUUCUAGCUUUGACCUGGGAAGAGAAGACCAUUCUCUGAACUAUUAAGACAUUGAGCACGCAUGAUAUGAAAAAUGAUGGAUUCGGUACUGUAUAUGUCACCAGAAUGGCUGGUAUCAUACGAUACUUUUUUAAAGUGCAUUUAUAUUUUUCACUUUUAUACAUUUGAUAAGGUUUUAUUUUUUCCAAAGGUUAUUGUGUAAAUGUGUUGUGUUUUUGUUUUCUGAAAGGUGCAAUGUAAUAUUUGAUUUUACUAUAAUCAAAAGCCUUACCAAAGCAUUAUGUAAUCUGCCUUCAAAAAUGGUGAUUAUAAACAUAUGUAAGCAUUAUGCAUUCAUUCUACAGACCAUUUGUUAGUCUGAAACAUGUUUUGGGUUACAGUAUUACAGUUUUGGGAAAUGGUCAGUGUUCAGUAAUCAUUUCUCAGUUUGGCAGAAUGUUAUAAACCUGUUUGCUACUGGCACGUGCAUGAAGCAAAAAUGUAUUUCCAAAAUAUGAGGUUUUUUGUUGCCUUAUAAUUAUGUAGUACCAUAUUCACAUUGUUUUCUGACUAAUAGAUCAGUCAUAAGAGGGAUGCUCUCAACUGGGUCUUUCGAUUCAGUCGAUGUUAUCUCAACCAUGAAGUAUGCACCAAAACUUUGUUGCACCAUAUACAUGUAAAUAAGGUGCCAUACUAAGGCAUUGUGUUUCAUUGUAUGAAUAAACAACCAAUCAUA